Messenger RNA from Anolis carolinensis (green anole), 8543 nucleotides. RefSeq names its product GCN1 activator of EIF2AK4 (gene gcn1). The record is from RefSeq and is a predicted model, not a curated record. NCBI's taxonomy places the organism in Eukaryota, Metazoa, Chordata, Lepidosauria, Squamata, Anolidae. Gene Ontology annotation, cellular component: cytosol. Gene Ontology annotation, biological process: cellular response to amino acid starvation; regulation of translation. Gene Ontology annotation, molecular function: protein kinase regulator activity. The transcript has 58 exons. The coding region runs from base 74 to 8089 and encodes 2671 amino acids.
CCUUCGCUCGGCUUUUGUAAGCACUGCGCCAAGGCAGGAGGCUGGGAACUGCUUCCGGGUCGGAGCCGGCGCGAUGGCGGCUGACACGCAGGUUUCUGAAACACUGAAGCGCUUUGCUGUGAAAGUGACCACAUCUAGUGUGAAAGAGCGGAGAGAGAUCCUCCAUGAACUCGGAAGAUGCAUCACUGGAAAAGACCUGCCAGAAGGCGCAGUUAAAGGUCUCUGUAAACUGUUCUGCCUCACUUUGCAUCGAUACAGAGAUGCAGCGUCCCACCGAGCCCUUCAAGUCGCACUGCAGCAGCUCGCCGAAUGCCAGCCAGAAGCCACGGCAAAGAACCUUUUGCACUCCCUACAAUCUUCAGGAAUCAGCAGCAAGUCUUCUGGGCCCAGCAAGAGCAGCGGUUCUGCAGCUUUGCUGGCUCUCUCAUGGACCUGUUUGCUUGUUCGCAUUGUCUUCCCCGCACGUGACAAGAGGCAAGGAGAAACAUGGGAAAAACUGGUGGAAGUUCAGUGCUUGCUUCUGGUGGAAGUUCUGGGUGCUUCCCGCAAGCCGAUGGUGGAUGGAGCUGUGAAGAAGCUGAAUAGACUCUGGAAAGAGAAUCCUGGUCUGGUGGAUCAGUACCUCUCUGUCAUCCUUGGCCUUGAAGCCAACCAAGGGUAUGCGGCUAUGCUGGGCCUGCUGGUGCUUUUCUGUACCAAACAGAAAGACGUUGAUGCCAUUAACAGGUACAAGAGCUCUCUCCUGGAUUUCUACAUGAAGACCAUCCUGAUGAGCAAGACCAAACCGCAGAAACACCUCCUGGACAACUGUGCUCCUCUGCUCCGGUAUGUGUCUCACUCUGAAUUCAAGGACCUCGUCUUGCCGGCUUUGCAGAAGUCCCUCUUGCGGAGCCCUGAGAAUGCCAUUGAAACAAUUUCCUGUUUGUUGGCCUCUGUAACCCUUGACCUCAGCCAGUAUGCUCUGGACAUAGCAAAAGGACUGGCCAGCCAAUUGAAAUCCAAUAGUCUUCAGCUGAUGGACGAAGCCAUAGUAGCAUUAAAGAAUUUGGCUCGGCAGUGCAGCGAUCCUUCCACGGUGGAGUCCCUUGGGAAACAUCUCUUUGCCAUUUUGGGUGGUGCCGAAGGGAAACUGACGGUUGUGGCACAGAAAAUCAGCGUUCUCUCAGGAAUUGGCAGUUGCAGCCAUCAUGCAGUCUCUGGGCUCUCCAACCAAACUGUAAGCGAGGCCAUGGUGGAGCUUUUCAUCCCUUUUCUGCAGCAGGAAGUCCACGAAGGCACUCUGGUGCACGCCAUCUCUGUCCUUGCGCUCUGGUGUCAUCGGUUCACCACCGAAGUGCCAAAGAAGCUGGUUGAGUGGUUCAAGAAAGCCUUUGGCCUGAAGACCUGCACUUCGGCAGUGAGGCACGCCUAUUUGCAGUGCAUGCUGGCUUCGUUCAAAGGCAAUGUACUGAUGCAGGGCGUUGAGUUGCUUCCAGUGAUGCUCCAGACGGUUGAAAAGGCGGUGGCGCAGAACACCCAGGUCCCCCUGGUAACAGAAGGUGUUGCGGCAGCUUUGCUGAUUUGCCGGCUCUCUGUUGCUGACUCACAGAUCGAAAACAAGCUGACCAACUUCUGGCAGCUCAUUCUGGAUGAGAAAAAGCAAGUGUUCACUUCCGAAAAGUUCCUGCAGUGUGCGUCAGAGGAAGCCAUGUGCACGGUUUUACAGUUGACCGAGCGUCUUCUUUUGGACCAUGAGCAUCGACUGCCUGGUGCUAAAAUCCAGCAAUACUACAAAGCCCUGGCCGCCGUUCUUCUCAGCCGGGCCUGGUGUGUCCGAAGGCUGGCCCAGCAGACUGUUAGAAAGCUCCUGGCUUUGCCCAGAGGGUUCAACUUGGCCUAUGGCCUUUUAGAAGAACUGACAGCGGUCCUCAGUUGUCAUAAGGUGCUUCCCCCUGAGACCUUGCUCACUGAGACAGGAGAGUUGUCAGAACAAGGCAAAAUGUACAUCCCUCCUCGGAUCAUUCAGGAAACGUUGUGCGUGAUCGCAUGCAUGCCAUGCCUGGAAGGGGAUCGGGAGGAGAAGGAAAACUUAGCUUUGGAAAUGUUGCUAGUAAGCAACCACCCGUCUUUAGUUGCAGUCCACUCGGGCCUUUGGACAGCCCUCCUGAUCAAGAUGAAGCUUGAACCGGUGGACUUCAUCACCAAACACCUGGACAAAAUCUUUAGCCGAAUUACCAAUCAGAGCCCCAUGACUGAGUCGGCCUUGAAUGCGGUGGGCAUGCUUUCGGUCCUCUCGCCAGGCAGAGUCCUCCCCCAGGUGAUCAGCACCAUCUCGGUCUCUUUGGAAAACCCAGCCCUGUGCCUGGUGACCCAGGAGGAGUUUGCCAUCAUGAAGACGCCGGAAGGGGAGCUGUAUGACAAAUCCAUCCUGCACAGUGCCCAGCAGGAUAGCCUGAAGAAGGCCAACAUGAAGAGGGAAAACAAGGCCUACUCUUUCAAGGAGCAGAUCAUUGAGCUGGAGCUGAAGGAGGAGAUUAAGAAGAAGAAGGGCAUCAAGGAAGAGAUCCAGCUGACCAGCAAACAAAAGGAAAUGCUGAAUGCGCAGCUGGAGAAGGAGUCUCAGACCAGGAAGCAGUUGAAGGAGCUCGACAAUGAGUUGGCGUCAAUGCUGGGUCUUCUGGAGGCCGUUGUAGAAAGGAAUCCCCCGGGUCUCUCCCAGUACAUCCCCGCUCUCAUUGGGUCCUUCCUGCCACUGCUCAAAUCCCCGCUGGCUGCUCCAAGGGUUAAGGGCCCUUUCCUGUCUUUGGCUUCCUGCGUGAUGCCUCCGCGCCUGAAGACUUUUGGUACCGUCACAUGCCAUGUGACUUUGCGGAUGAUAAAACCCAAAUGCGAUUUGGACGAAUCCUGGUGCCAGGAGGAUCUGCCUACAGCCGUGAACAGAGUGGUGAACUUGCUGCAUGCGCACACAGUGCCGGGACGGAUGAGCAGAGGAGAAACAGCUCCCCAUCCAUUGCCAGCUCCAGGAUUUUCCUUGGUCUUCCCACUCUUGAAAAUGGUGCUACUUGAGAUUCCCAAUGACAGUGAAGAGAAGGAGGAACUCAUGGUCAAGGUCCUUCAGACCAUCACUGUUCACGCUCAGCUGAGGUCUUCCAACAAUAACCAGAACUUGCUCGUGGACGAGAAUGGUCCUGAGUUACUUCCUCGCACAGACAUGCUUCGGCUUUUGGCAAAAGUGAUUGGAUCGGGCACUCCCCGUUUGCAGGUGUUGGCUUCUAAUGCGCUCACAGCCCUGUGUGCGAGCAGCAGCGGAGAAGACGGGUGCGCCUACGCGGAGCAGGAGGAAAUUGAUGUGCUGCUCCAGGCCCUUCAGUCUCCCUGCAUGAAUGUCCGGGAUGCAGCGCUCCAGGGCUUGAUGGAACUGCAGAUGGUGUUGCCCACCCCAGACAGCGACGAGAAGAAUGGGCUGACCCUCCUGCGCCGUCUCUGGGUGGUGAAGUUUGACAGAGACGAAGAGAUUCGACGAUUGGCAGAGAGGUUGUGGGAGUCGAUGGGCUUGGAGCUGCAGCCCGAUCUCUGCUCCAUCCUCAUCAAAGACGUCAUCCACUAUGAGGAGGCGGUGCGUCAGGCCGGUGCGGAGGCGCUUUCCAAGAGCGUUGAGCUGUAUCAAAGCCAAACCAGGGACGUGAUGACCAAACUUAUGGAGAUUUAUCAGGAGAAACUCUAUAGGCCUCCACCUGUUUUGGAUGCUUUGGGACGUGUCAUCUCAGACUCUCCGCCUGACCAAUGGGAAGCCAGGUGUGGCAUUGCCUUGGCCCUGAACAAGCUCUCUCAGCACUUGGACGGUUCCCAGGUGAAGCCUCUAUUCCAGUUUUUUGUGCCGGACGCCCUGAACGAUCGUCACCCUGAGGUCCGGAAGUGUAUGCUGGAUGCGGCCCUCUCCGCCCUGAAUACCCAUGGCAAGGACAGUGUCAAUUCCCUCCUGCCUGUGUUUGAGGAGUUCCUCAAGAAUGCCCCCAACGAUGCCAGCUACGAUGCCGUCCGGCAGAGCGUGGUCAUCCUGAUGGGCUCUCUGGCCAAACAUUUGGACAAGAACGAUCCCAAAGUGAAACCGAUUGUGGCCAAACUGAUAGCGGCACUUUCUACUCCGUCCCAGCAGGUCCAGGAGUCGGUGGCUAGCUGCCUUCCUCCUCUGGUCCCGGCCAUCAAGGACGACGCGGGAGGAAUGAUCCAGAAGCUGCUGCAGCUGCUUCUGGAGUCGGACAAAUACGCUGAGCGGAAGGGAGCUGCCUAUGGACUGGCCGGCCUGGUAAAAGGGUUGGGCAUCCUCUCCCUCAAGCAGCAGGAAAUGAUGGCUAAGCUGACGGACGCCAUCCAAGACAAGAGGAACUUCCGGCGGCGAGAAGGGGCAUUGUUUGCCUUUGAGAUGCUCUGCACCAUGCUGGGGAAGUUGUUUGAGCCCUACGUGGUCCACGUCUUACCCCACUUACUGCUCUGUUUCGGAGACGGGAAUCAGUACGUCCGAGAGGCCGCAGACGACUGUGCCAAAGCCGUGAUGAGCAACCUGAGUGCCCAUGGAGUGAAGUUGGUGCUGCCGUCCUUGUUGGCGGCCCUGGAGGAAGAGUCUUGGAGAACUAAAGCUGGGUCGGUGGAACUGCUGGGGGCCAUGGCCUACUGCGCUCCCAAGCAGCUCUCCUCCUGCUUGCCAAACAUCGUGCCAAAGCUCACAGAGGUGCUCACCGACUCCCAUGUGAAGGUCCAGAAGGCCGGGCAGCAGGCGCUUCGGCAGAUUGGAUCGGUUAUCAGGAACCCUGAGAUCUUGGCCAUUGCACCGGUUCUGCUGGACGCCUUGACAGACCCUUCUCGAAAGACCCAGAAGUGCCUCCAGACCUUGCUGGACACCAAGUUUGUCCACUUCAUAGAUGCGCCUUCCCUGGCCCUCAUCAUGCCCAUUGUCCAGAGGGCGUUCCAGGAUCGUUCCACGGACACCCGGAAAAUGGCUGCCCAGAUCAUUGGGAACAUGUAUUCUCUGACGGAUCAGAAGGAUCUGGCUCCUUACCUGCCCAGCGUGACCCCUGGGUUGAAAACCUCCCUGCUGGACCCCGUGCCUGAGGUGCGCACCGUCUCGGCCAAGGCCCUGGGAGCCAUGGUGAAAGGGAUGGGCGAGUCUUGCUUCGAGGACUUGCUGCCUUGGCUGAUGGAAACCCUGACGUACGAGCAGAGUUCGGUGGAUCGGUCAGGAGCCGCGCAAGGUCUGGCUGAAGUCAUGGCUGGCUUAGGGGUGGAAAAACUGGAGAAGCUUAUGCCGGAAAUCGUGGCCACUGCAAGCAAAGUGGAUAUCGCCCCUCACGUUCGGGAUGGCUAUAUUAUGAUGUUCAACUACUUGCCUAUUACCUUUGGCGAGAAGUUUACACCUUACGUUGGCCCUAUCAUACCUUGCAUCCUUAAGGCACUAGCAGAUGAGAACGAGUUUGUGCGAGACACAGCCCUGCGUGCUGGACAGCGGAUCAUCAGUAUGUAUGCGGAGACCGCCAUUGCCCUCCUCCUGCCUCAGCUGGAACAAGGCCUCUUUGAUGACCUUUGGAGAAUUAGGUAUAGCUCCGUUCAACUGCUCGGAGACCUCCUCUUCCAUAUCUCUGGAGUCACUGGGAAAAUGACAACAGAAACGGCCUCUGAGGAUGACAACUUUGGGACAGCCAAGUCCAACAAAGCGAUCAUCAGUGCGCUUGGAGUGGAGCGGAGGAACCGGGUGCUGGCCGGCUUGUACAUGGGCCGCUCGGAUAACCAGCUGGCGGUGCGGCAGGCCUCCUUGCACGUCUGGAAGAUUGUCGUCUCCAAUACGCCUCGCACGCUGCGCGAGAUUUUGCCCACCCUCUUUGGCCUGCUCUUGGGAUUCUUAGCCAGCACCUGCGCGGACAAGAGAACAAUUGCCGCACGCACGCUGGGCGACCUUGUCCGAAAGUUGGGUGAGAAGAUUCUUCCAGAAAUCAUCCCCAUUUUGGAGGAAGGGCUGAGGUCCGAAAAGAGCGACAAGAGGCAAGGCGUUUGCAUUGGCCUGAGCGAGAUCAUGAAGUCCACCAGCCGGGAUGCGGUCUUGUGCUUCUCCGAGUCCCUGGUUCCCACCAUGCGCAAAGCCCUCUGCGAUCCUCUGGAAGAAGUCCGGGAAGCAGCGGCCAAGACCUUUGAGCAGCUUCACUCCACAAUCGGGUACCAAGCUCUGGAAGACAUCCUGCCUUACUUACUGAAGCAGCUGGAGUGCGAUGAGACAUCUGAGUUUGCUCUGGAUGGCCUGAAGCAGGUGAUGGCUGUGAAGAGCCGGGUGGUGCUGCCUUACCUGGUGCCAAAGCUGAUCUCCCCUCCCGUCAACACGCGGGUCCUGGCUUUCCUCUCUUCGGUGGCUGGCGAUGCUCUCACCCGGCACCUGGCUGUCAUUUUACCCGCCAUGAUGUCGGCGCUGAAGGAGAAGCUUGGGACAGCCGAGGAACAGCAGGAGAUGUCCAACUGUCAGACUGUCAUCCUCUCUGUGGAAGAUGAGGCUGGGCAGAGGAUCAUCAUUGAGGAUCUCCUGGAUGCCACCCGGAGCCCCGAGGUGGGGAUGCGUCAGGCGGCGGCCGUCAUCCUCAACAUCUACUGCUCCAAGACCAGAGCCGACUACACGGCCCACCUGCGCAACCUGGUUUCAGGCUUGAUCCGGCUCUUCAAUGACUCCAACACCGUGGUCUUGAACGAAAGUUGGGAUGCGCUGAAUGCCAUCACUAAGAAAUUGGAUACUGCCAACCAACUGGCUCUUAUUGAGGAUCUCCACCGGGAUAUUCGCAUGGUGGGGAAUGACGUCGGUGGAGGGCACCUCCCUGGAUUCUGCAUUCCUAAGAAGGGCGUGACCUCCAUCCUUCCUGUGCUGCGGGAAGGAGUCCUGACAGGCAGCUCGGAGCAGAAGGAGGAGGCCGCCAAGGCGCUGGGCCUAGUGAUCAAGCUGACCUCGGCUGACGCCCUGAAGCCUUCUGUCGUGAGCAUCACAGGGCCCCUCAUCCGCAUCUUGGGCGACCGCUUCAGCUGGAACGUCAAGGUGGCCCUGCUGGAAACGUUGAGCCUUUUGCUGGCCAAGGUGGGCAUUGCCUUGAAGCCGUUCUUGCCUCAGCUGCAAACCACCUUCACGAAGGCCCUGCAGGACCCCAACCGCGUGGUACGCCUGAAGGCGGCCGAUGCCCUGGGGAAGCUGAUCAGCAUCCACGCCAAGGUGGACCCGCUCUUCACGGAAUUGCUGAACGGCAUUCGAACCAGCGAGGACUCUGGCAUCAGGGACACCAUGCUGCAGGCAUUACGCUUUGUGACCCAAGGGGCCGGCGCCAAAGUGGAUGCCGCCGUCCGGAAGAACAUCACCACCGUGCUCCUCGGCAUGCUGGGACACGAUGAGGAUGCCACCCGCAUGGCCUCGGCCGGCUGCCUGGCGGAGCUGUGUGCGGUUCUGACCGACGACGAACUCGGCAACGUUCUCCAGAAUCAUCUGCUAGCGGAUGUCUCUGGCGUCGACUGGAUGGUGAGGCACGGACGCAGCAUGGCGCUUUCGGUGGCGGUCAACGUGGCUCCGAGCCGAGUCUGUGCCCCCAAAUUCAGCAACAGCGUCCACGAGAUGAUUUUUAGCAAUACCCUUGCUGACCGGAUCCCAAUUGCCAUUAGUGGCCUCAGAGGGAUGGGUUUUCUUAUGAAGUAUCACAUAGAGUCAAACGAGGGGAACUUGCCUCCCAAACUCUCCACUCUUUUCAUUAAGUGUCUCCAGAACCCUUCCAGCGACAUCAAACUAGUUGCGGAAAAGAUGAUUUGGUGGGCCAACAAAAGCCCGCUCCCGCCCUUGGAGGCCCAGGCGGCAAAGCCCAUCCUCAAGGCCCUCUUGGACAACACGAAGGACAAGAACACCAGCGUCCGGGCCUACAGUGACCAGGCCAUUGUCAACCUCCUGAAGAUGCGAGAGGGAGACGAGCUCCUGCAGGCUGUCUCCAGGAUCCUGGAUGCCGCCAGCCUGGAGCUGCUGAAUGAGAGCUGCCGCCGCUCCCUGAAGAAGCUGGCCAGCCAAGCCGACUCCUUUGAACAGAUUGACGACACCAUCCUGACGUGAGCCAAGCCCGCCCUGGGACCCGCCGCAACUGGCCUCAGAGUUACAAACCUGACGGAGACGUUUUUAUUUUUGAAAAUGCUAAUACUGAUGGGAGCCGACUUUAAGGGAAAAGGGCUUCCAAGUAUUUUAAUAAAGAAAUAUACCAGAAUAGCCUUAAUUAGAGUUCUGCUUAAAAGAGGUGGGGAAAAAAGAAUGGAUUUCCCCCUCCCCUUUUUGGAAAUUUGGUGGUUGGUUCGGUGGGCGUUUCUCCUCUCUGGGCUCAAAGCGCUGUUUCUACUCUGCAUCAAGUGGGGGUUGUAAUCCUGGGAAAGUCAAGCGGUUUGUUGUGGCUCUGAAGGCGGACGCUUCUGCAAAUCAAACUAUUUCAAGAGCCUUGGAAAUUUAGAGGCAAAAGGGGGAUGAAAAGCAAGCUGUUUGAUUGGCAGUUUAAUAAUAAAAAAUACUUUGAACGUUA